CUCAUCGUCAACAUCAGCCCCACUGACAAAACCCAAGCGUCAACCCAACCGAACACUACAUUGCAACCAACGCCGCCCAGCCAGCAACAUCAGAUUCAUCUCAGCAUGUCAUCCAACGAUAACCCUAGUAACUUCGCCAACCGUCCUACCGAAGAGGUCAAGGAGAUAGCAUCUAAGGGUGGCCAGGCCUCCCACAGCGGUGGUUUCGCGAGCAUGGAUCCAGACAAACAGCGCGAAAUCGCCUCGAAGGGCGGUCAGGCCUCGUCAGGCAAAUUCGAGCCCGGCAGUGAGCGAGCGUCCGAGGCAGGCAAGAAAGGUGGUUCCAAGUAGGCAUUGACUCUCACAAGACGUAUUGAUUGUGACGAGUGGAUACACUGCUGCUGCGGGAGGGAAUCAGGGCGAGCUGAGGUACGAGACUUUUGUGGUCGAGCUGGAAGUUUGCUGUUUUACUGCUUAUCUACCUGAAGGUAGGAGAGUUGGUAGAACAAACAUACAGCGCCAUAGGCCCGUAACACUAGGUAUCUGUUGUUAAGACUUGACCCUGUUGCACGCU
Microdochium trichocladiopsis is the source of this 553-nucleotide messenger RNA. RefSeq names its product conidiation-specific protein 10. The record is from RefSeq and is a predicted model, not a curated record. The transcript is spliced from 3 exons. Lineage: Eukaryota; Fungi; Ascomycota; Sordariomycetes; Xylariales; Microdochiaceae. The coding region runs from base 106 to 330 and encodes 74 amino acids.